This is a messenger RNA of Armigeres subalbatus, 2769 nucleotides long. It is a transcript of the gene mol, whose product is annotated as dual oxidase maturation factor 1. The transcript is spliced from 12 exons. Bases 887 to 2152 code for a protein of 421 amino acids. The record is from RefSeq and is a predicted model, not a curated record. Gene Ontology annotation, biological process: protein transport. NCBI's taxonomy places the organism in Eukaryota, Metazoa, Arthropoda, Insecta, Diptera, Culicidae. Gene Ontology annotation, cellular component: endoplasmic reticulum membrane.
CGUCUCUGCUGUGCCGCUGCGCAGCGCCGCCACCUUGCAACUGUUAUGGGCACCUCAGGCUCACGUUUCGUGAAGUAAUCGCAGCAAACCAGAAAAAAAGCGAAACGCCGGCUGCCGCCGCAACCGACGCGCGGUGAAGAGUGUUGUUGGUGGCACAUAACUGCGAAAAGAGAGUGAAAGAAGCACUGCGGGUUGCAAGAAGGAAAAACAGUUCGGGUCCGGGAGAAAUGUGCGAGAAAAGCGACCGCGGUGCACCAAAGAAAGUAAAAAGGGUUGACGAUGGUGGCGAAGAGAGCACGAAGUGGUUGGAUGCAAUCGUUAGUUUGAACAAGUAAUAAACAUGCAUGUGUAUAAUAGCUGAAGAUGUUUAUCAUCGCCAUCAGCAAUAUCACACCAUCCACAUCGGUCGCCGUCAUCGACGUUACCACUAAAAAAGGAAAAUCAGCUCCAGCAGCAAUAGCAUCAGCAAAACCAUCGAUUGAGCUCCAGUAAAUCGAAGAAGACUAAAAAAUAGUGUUUACAACCACAACAUAAAAAUCCAUUACAACAGCAACGAAAUUUGUGGCUGCUCGUUACAAGUUGGCUGAGCAAAAAAAAAGUGAUUAAAUAAUAGGCUCACCUUAGUGGCUGUGUUGUGUCUAAGUUCAGUGAAGUAAUCGUAAGUGAACGACUUAGUGGGAAGCAGAGUUGCGAAACUAACAAAAAAAACGGGGAGCAUCGUUCGUCUCGAGGAGCGUAGCAAAAUAAUCUGAGGCAGUCUCACCAGCAGUGAAUUCAUAGAGGAGCCAAAAGCAAGGUUUCUUAGCAUUGGAUUAUAAGAUACGCACGGAUAACAAACAAUCAUCAGUGAGGUUUCCACCAUCACUGAAACCGACCUUCCCUUGCGAUGAAGGGUUGGUUCGAUGCAUUUCGAGACGACGGAGCUCCCACUCUGUACUCGUUCUCAAACCGAACCCCAGUUACCGGCGAUGUAUCGAUUGUGGCCGUAAGCGUCUUGUUCGCCACUAUCUAUCUGGCAUUUCUGGUCAUCUUUCCCGGUGUUCGAAAGCAGAAAUUCACUACCUUCACGACAGUAACGCUUAGCUUAUUCGUAGGACUAGUUAUAUUAGUUACCCGUUUAGGCUCAGGUUGGCAUGUUGCUCAAUCGACUAUCGUCGCCCCAUACAAGGCGUUCUCGCGGGAAAAGCUUCCGGCUCGGUUGGGCGCCCACAUCGGACUGAUGCACAUCAACAUUACGCUGGCGGCUCUGCCAGUUGGCAACUGGUCCACCCCGGACAUUGACUUCAACGAACGAUUUAGCUGGGAACAGGCUAAUGAUAUGGGCAACUCGUACAAAAACGCUUUGCAGCGUGGCUUGCCGUAUCCAAUUCUGACCGUAGCGGAAUAUUUCAGUCUGGGCCAGGAAGGAUUCUGCUGGGGUGGACAGUAUCGCGCAGCUGGCUACUACGCUAGCAUACUGUUGUGGGCAUCUUUCGCCUCGUGGCUGAUGAUGAACUUGCUGCUGGUGGCUGUGCCACGUUAUGGGGCCUAUAUGAUGACUCUCACCGGAGGUCUGCUGAUAGGGGCCAGCGUUGGCUAUAGUCAGAUGCUACCAAAGCAACCGUUGACGAUCUUCAUCGAAGGAGGCCGGAUCAGUUUUCGGCUAGGGUGGUGCUUUUGGCUUGUGCUGGUUGCAGGUAUCCUCUGCUUAUCGAUUGGACUGAUAAUAGCAAUUAUCGAUUUGGUUUGGCCACACCGAUUCUCAACCAUCCUGGAGGUUUAUUACGACACGCCCUAUGACAGACACGUGAUAUUAGAAGAAUCUCACGAUGUUCGAUACCGCAAACGUAAUAGCAAAGGUUUGGAGGAACCCCCUGGUCUUGGAUCGCGUAUCCUGCGCCGGCUAUCAUCGAAAACUCGGGACCAAACAAAUGACAAGGCGGGCAUCGAAAACCGCGGUUUCCAGCACGACGUCCCAAAGUCGCCCUGGCGCUAUCCGUUCCGCCGGGCCCAGCAAAACCCACCGCAAGGAAUCCAGCGUACAAUUUCGCAAGACUCUAACUCCAGCAUCGCAUCCGCAGCUGCCAUGUCUCAAUCGUUACAUAAAGUAGCACUUUCCAGAAUGCUUCCGAAACCACCUCUGGAGCGGACUCGCGAAAUCUCCAACUGGUAGACGAUAGGCAACCAUCGACAUCCAUGUACCAACAAUCGGUUCAAAACCGGAAGCCUCACUUAAAGCUAGAAACCACACGUGUGCAACUUUUACGUGAUGAAUCUCUUGUGAUAUUAAAUCGUAAAACAGCGAGCUGACAAAAACGAAAUAACUAAUCGAGAUAAACAAAUUCCAAGUUAUCAUGGAAAGACUUGUCCGAGUGCAACUUACCAUAAGUAUAGGACGAAACAAUUUUAUAGAUUAGGACUGAAUUGAAAAUGGCUUCGUACGGAGCAAAUUUUAACUGACCGUGUCUAACAUUAAAAUUUAGCGAUAGUAGUAUUCUAGGUAUUAAUCAACGAUUGCUUAGAAUUAAGACUGGCCAAUUUGCGUAAAGCGCGUAUCAUAUUCGUAACAGUUAUCAGUGAACCUUUACAAGACUAUCAGGAACAAGUUUCAUGCCCUUUUAACUUAUUUAUUAAUUCGUUCGUGUACGGAGUUUUACGAGUAUGUAGGUUGAAUUUUUAUUAAAAGAAACUAGUGGAGAAGAACCAAGUAUUACUUACACAUGUGUCAUGGAGAAAGAAGAUUGUAAUGAUUACUGUAGAUAAACGAAUAAACAUUAUUGUGACAUAGUA